Molecule: messenger RNA, 1486 nt
Organism: Triticum urartu
Lineage: Eukaryota; Viridiplantae; Streptophyta; Magnoliopsida; Poales; Poaceae
Source: RefSeq, a predicted model, not a curated record
CGGCCUGCCCCUCCCUCGCUCCACCUCAUGAGGCAAAGAGGCCGCCGCACAUCACGCAUCUCAGCCCCAACAAAUCAGAAUCAUCCCCUGCCCCGACUGCGCCCCCGUCUCCCUUCCCACCGCCAUGCUCCCCCUCUCCCCAUGGACGCCCUUCCCGCCUUCGCCGCCGCCCCACGUGAUGGACCCCUCUUUCCCUCUUCUCCUCCACGGCCACGCCGCGUCGCUGGCUGAGACCCGCUACGGUUGCCGUGAGCCGCCGCCCGCCCCGUAUCCCCAUGCCCGAAGCUGCAGCCGAGAUGCGUCUGAGCGAGAACGAGGGGAUCAAGGAAGUUUGGUUCGCGAUGACGAGAUGCAUCUGAGCGAGAACGAGGGGAUCGAGGACGUGUGGUUCGCGAUGACUAGCGGGCAGGGGUUCGCCGGCGCUACCAUAUGUCCGGAGCUGAUCUGCUGCGAUGCGCUGGAGGUCCGCUCCCUCGAUCUGCGCGAUUCAUCCUCCUGGUCACGUCGGCUUCAACUUCUUCAAGGUGCGGCCAGCAGCAGAAGCACCACCAUACCCUCCCUUCCUCCAACCCUAGCGAUCCGGCCAUCUUGGCGGCGGCCAGAUCCACGCUGGGACAGGACCUGCUUGUGCUCGUGAGGAGAGGCACGCCAUGGAGCAGCUCGUCAAGGACAGGUCCGACCCUUCCCUUCCCUUCGUUCUAUGCAGUUAAUCCAAGGGUUAUAUGUUCUAUAUUGGAGUACUCUGCAUUCAAAUUAUUUCCUGUGUUAUAUUAUGAGAUUGAUGUUCUUAAAAUAUGUAUUCUCAAUAAUAGUACAAAAUACAUGUCUGUGCUCCCAUGGAUCCAGGAAGUAUAAGAUGAACUCGAUAAUCUCGAAUUGGUUUCAUUAUUGCUGUCCCGGUCCUCAUGAGCGGAUAAUCUUUCUACAACGAGUAGAUGGGGGUACAUGGUUUGGGUUGCUCUGCAGAACUGAAAUAGUUUUCCGAUUACACACUUUAUCAGAACCGAGGCACGGGUAGGCUGUGGGUUGUGCCAUCACAUUAGUGAAAAUAGAUGUACAAUGCCAAUUAGUAUUUUGUUUGUUGCUUCAUCAUCCCUCACAGACUUUCAGGUUUGGUAUUCUUGCUUUUAUGAUAUACUUAAUGAUUGAGGAAGGAUCUAUGCGAUCGAAACAGAUGCCUUGUUCUCAUUGAUGUCAUGAUACGCUGUGAGGCAAUUCCUUGCCAUUGGCCAUGUUAGGUCGUUAUUAUCUAUGCAUGUAGGAGGCUUUUGUUUUUUUAUAUAUUUAUGGGCUGAUUAAUUAUGGGCUGGGGUUAGUAUCCUUUUGGAAAAUGCACUGUAUUUCAUUUCCUGUUUUGUAUCAUUCAAGAUUCUUCCUUUGAUGUUAUUUUGCUGCUGGUCACGCUCCUAAUGGCAUUUGUUAAUACAUGUAUCCAUGGUUUUCUUGUGUUAUGAUUUAUCUGUUGGAAAUAUGCCCUAGAGGCAAU